AUGACACUGAUGCAACAGGCCAACGCCCACCGCUGGUGGAAAGAAGCAGUGGUCUACCAGAUAUAUCCUGCAUCUUUCCUCCACACAGGAGCAGGAGCACAGCCGGGAUGGGGCGACGUUCAGGGCAUACUGUCCAAACUGGACUAUCUCAAGCACUUGGGAGUGGAUAUCGUCUGGACCUCGCCCAUCUACAUGUCUCCACAGGCCGACAUGGGCUACGACAUCAGCGACUACAAGAAUAUCGACCCCAAAUACGGUUCUCUCGAAGACGUUGAUGAUUUGGUUGCCGGUCUCAAACAACGAGGUAUGAAGCUCAUGAUGGACCUGGUAGUCAAUCACACCAGCGAACAGCAUGCCUGGUUCUUGGACUCCCGCUCUUCCAAGAGCAGCAAGCACAGGGACUGGUAUAUCUGGAAGGAUGCUCGAAAAGACGACGACGGGAAUCGUCAACCGCCGAACAAUUGGUCUCAGAUCUUAGGCGAUGCCAACUCUGCGUGGACUUGGGACGAGAAAACGCAGCAAUACUACUUGUCUCUGUUUACUCCCGAGCAGCCUGACCUCAAUUGGGAGAAUCCCGAUGUUCGAGACGCUGUCCAUGAUGUGCUCCGCUUCUGGCUGGACCGUGGCGCGAGUGGCUUCAGAAUGGAUGUCAUCAAUCUCAUCUCCAAAGACCAGAGAUAUCCUGAUGCAGAGAUCACGAAUCCAAAGGCAAAAUACCAAUCAGGACAUAAGUUCUUUGCCAACGGUCCGCGGUUGCACGAGUUUCUCAAGGAUAUGAACCAGAAGGUUCUGUCCAAGUAUGACUCCAUUACUGUUGGCGAGAUGCCGUACGUGACUGACGAGAAAGAGAUUCUGCGGGUCGUGGGCGAAGAACGAAAGGAAUUGAACAUGAUCUUCAUCUUCGAGAUCGUAGAUGUAGAUAAUGCACCAGGGGGUCCUCGUCUAACUCUCCACGAGUGGACAGUCGACGACAUCAGGGAGAUUGUGUCCAAAUGGCAGAACGUCAUGCGUGCGCAAGGAGGCUGGAAUUCUGUCUUCAUCGAAAAUCACGACAACCCACGCUCAGUCUCUCGCUACGUGAGCGAUGCCACGCAGGAAUCCCGCGAGCUAGGCGCGAAGCUUCUAGCCACCAUGCAGACAACAUUGAGUGGAACAUUGUACGUAUACCAGGGCGAGGAGAUCGGCAUGGGUAACGUGCCGUUAUCAUGGCAACCUGAAGAAUACAAAGACAUCGAAUCCAUCAACUACUGGAAAAAGAUGAGCGAACUUUGCAAGGAUGACGACAAGAUGCUCGACUUUGCCAAAGAAGUGAUGCAGAAGAAGGCAAGGGACCACGCUCGCACGCCAGUCCAGUGGAACGAUGGACCCAACGCAGGAUUCUGCGAGAGUGGCAUCAAGCCAUGGAUGCGUGUGAACGAUGAUUACAAGAUCAUCAACGCCAAGGCGCAAUGGGAGCUCGACGACCCCGGCAAGCUGUCAGUCUUGCAGCACUGGCGACGUGCGCUCGAGAACCGGAAGAAAGAGAAGGAAGUAUUCGUCUAUGGGGACUUCAAGGUGUUUGAUGACAAGCACGAGACAAUCUUCGCCUAUCGUCGAGCGAGUAAGGAGAAAGCUUUCGUGGUGGUGCUCAACUUCUCCGACAAACAGGUCGAAUGGCAAGUUCCGCAGGAUGCUCGAGUGCAGAAGUGGGUGGCGGGCAAUUAUACAUCAGGGGCGCCAGGGCAGGAUGUCUCGGCGGCCACCAUUCAGCUGAAGCCAUGGGAAGCCAUUCUCGGCGCAGCCCACGUUGACAAGUCUCUGUCCAUCCACGCGACUUGCUAG
Messenger RNA from Fulvia fulva, 1821 nucleotides. Its product is annotated as Alpha-glucosidase. The transcript has 2 exons. Gene Ontology annotation, molecular function: alpha-amylase activity. Lineage: Eukaryota; Fungi; Ascomycota; Dothideomycetes; Mycosphaerellales; Mycosphaerellaceae. Gene Ontology annotation, biological process: oligosaccharide catabolic process. The record is from RefSeq and is a predicted model, not a curated record. Bases 1 to 1821 code for a protein of 606 amino acids.